CUCUCUCUCUCUCUCUGAGCGUUACUCAUGAUAGUGUGUUGCUGAGCAGCAGCCAGUCGUGUUUUUCCCCUCACCGAGCUCACUCUCUCAUCCUCUGCUCCGACUCUCUCGCGCGCUCUUUGGCUCAGCGGACAGACGAGACUCCUCUCCUCUCUUACUCGUCUUCUUCUUUCUCUCUCUUCUUUAUUGCCUCCUCUUCCUUUAUCAGUUUUUUAACAUUUCUCCCCCCCUGUGCCAGGGGCAUUAGUGGGGGUCCCAGAGAGUGUGUGUGUGAGUGUGUGUGUGUUGGGAGGUUUCGGCAUGGAAGCAGUGGCACUGUACACGUUUCGUGCCACAGAGGGUGAUGAACUCAGUUUCAACAAGGGAGACUUACUCAAGAUCACCAACAUGGAGGAUGAUCCUAACUGGUACACAGCUGAGCUGCACAACAGAAAAGGCUUUGUGCCAAAAAACUACAUCAACCUGCGGCCACACGCCUGGUUUGCUGGUCGUAUUUCUCGAGGUGUGGCAGAAAGUCGACUCAGACACAGGGAGUGUGGGGCUUUUCUGGUUCGAGAGAGCGAGAGCGCCCCCGGAGAGUUCUCCAUGUCCGUCAGUUAUGGGGACCAUGUUCAGCACUUCAAGGUGCUGCAGGAUCGUUGCUGUCAGUACUACGUGUGGGACGAGCUCUUCUCCUCUUUAAAUGAGCUGGUGGAGUUCUACCAUAGCAACAGCAUCGCUAAGGAAAGGACCGUCUUCCUGAGAGACCCCGAGCACUUUGCCAGGCGUCCCCAUCACGCCCACGCUCUCUUCGACUUCACCCCGCACCACCCAUCCCAGCUACGCUUCCUGCGAGGCGAUGUCAUCGAACUCAUUGACUGCUCCGAUUCGCUGCGCUGGAGGGGCCGUUGCCACGGACACGUGGGCUAUUUCUCCCCGGAGUACGUCCAGCCCAUUUACCACUGCCAAUGACCUGACCCGUCAAUCAAAAACACAGCCAUUCCCACAGGUUCUUCGCUGAGCCGCCGUGACCCCGCCCCUCACACUGCCCCCCCGCUGUGCACUUGAGAACUGACGAGCUGCAACUUGAACAUGAUGUAACUGACUCCUCCCGUUCCCCCCUGUGAUGCCACCUGUCAAUCACAAGCCUUGACCAAUCAGCUGCAACAGGCUCAUCAAUCGCUUCCACCUGAUCCCAUGACUCCACUUAGUCUUUAAUCAUGUAAAAUAUAAAUGAAUAUGGACCUAUACACUGUGGAGAAAUCACAUACACACACAGACUGACAAACCCACACACACACAUAAUCAUUUAUUAGAGUUUAUCAGCACUGGUGCAGGCUAAAUAAAAGCAACACACUCACCUGGUGAAAGAAGAAACAAGUGUGCAGCCCAUGGGAGGUUGUGGAGGAAGGGCGAGGUUUUUCUCCGCAGAAGAUGAGUCAGGAUUCGCCUCAGUAUUUUGCCGCCGUUCCCACGAAAAGAUCCGGUGAGCUGAGUGGAGACACACAGAGAGUCAUUGUGUUGUGAAUAUUUGGGCCAGACACUCUGAGGAUACUGACACAGCAGAUUCCUGUCCUGCAGCACGGAUGUGUGGGUAAAUGUGGGUCAGAACACAUGUAAAACCUGCAAACUUUAUAUAUGUGUGUAAUGUAUGCUGAAGGAAAGUGAAUGCAUGUGUGUAUGCAUUUGUGUGUGUGUGUGUGUGUGUGUGUGUGUGUGUAGCCCUGUGCUCUGUGGACCAGUAAAAGGAGGUUACUGUGUAAAAGUGACCAGUGAGAUAAAUACUGCCCGGACGACACUUUUUGUUUUAAAAAGACACAGCUUACAAUGUAAUAAGCUCAGUUUAUUAAUCAUUUGUUUGUUUGUUUCCAUGUAUUUAUUCUUAUUCAUGUGUAAUCUUAGAAUACAUAUAUUACAAGUAAGAUAAAACAUUGUAAAAAGGGUUUGUUUCUGUUGCAACGAAUGGUGUCAGAGAAGAAAAAACACAUUUUAUGUGAUUAACAGUAAGAAGUUGGACCGAUCUUCCUUAACAUGUAAUGACAAAUCAUUAAAAUAAAGUGAUACAUUUACCUCUUUGAA
Centropristis striata (black sea bass) is the source of this 2058-nucleotide messenger RNA. RefSeq names its product GRB2 related adaptor protein a (gene grapa). NCBI's taxonomy places the organism in Eukaryota, Metazoa, Chordata, Actinopteri, Perciformes, Serranidae. Gene Ontology annotation, molecular function: protein binding. The coding region runs from base 301 to 951 and encodes 216 amino acids. The transcript has 5 exons. The record is from RefSeq and is a predicted model, not a curated record.